Purpureocillium takamizusanense is the source of this 2081-nucleotide messenger RNA. RefSeq names its product Aspartate ammonia-lyase. Bases 586 to 1449 code for a protein of 287 amino acids. Gene Ontology annotation, biological process: L-threonine catabolic process; L-serine catabolic process. NCBI's taxonomy places the organism in Eukaryota, Fungi, Ascomycota, Sordariomycetes, Hypocreales, Ophiocordycipitaceae. The record is from RefSeq and is a predicted model, not a curated record. Gene Ontology annotation, molecular function: L-serine ammonia-lyase activity; pyridoxal phosphate binding; threonine deaminase activity. The transcript has a single exon.
GUCCCGACUUGAUUUCCAAACGCCCCCCCUUCCCACGCCGCCAGGCCUGGACGUCGGCUUGCGGCGGACGGGUAUCCAUGUACCCUCCCAUCUCUCAUCGCCGCUCUCCAUCGUGUCGAGGUACCGGCGCCAUGGCCCGCCCCGAAGAAGGGGGCUCCAACAUAUAUCAGUCCCUAUCCGCCCGCUCCCGUUGCCCUCCCGUUUCCCUCCCGUCUUGAAGCCCUGUCAUUAGACGUCUCUUGCAUCUGUCAGCGUGUGAUUCAACAACACGGGUGACUUGUCUCGUCCACUCUGUCGUUGUCUUUAACAAGACCAACACCACUCCCGCCCUGCCUCCCAUCACCCUCCCUCGUCCACUUGACUCAACGACAACAUGGGCUCCCUCGGCUCCGACGCAAAGCUCCCAUGGAGCAAGACGCCCUGCGUCCAGAGCCCCCAGCUCUCCCGGAUCGCGGGCUGGUAAGUGCAAGCACGGGGUCCGAGCCAGGGCCGUCACGCUGACGGCUCCCCGACAGCAACAUCUACCUGAAGCUGGACAACCUCCAGCCCAGCGGCUCCUUCAAGUCGCGAGGAAUCGGUAACCUCAUGACCCGGGCCGCUGCCUCUGCAACUGGAGAUGUUCAUUUUUACUGCUCCUCGGGUGGCAAUGCUGGCCUCGCCUGCGCCACCUCGGCCGUCGCCCUCAACAAGCCCGCCACUAUUGUCAUCCCCAUGACCACGUCCGAUCUCAUGAAGAACAAGCUACUGGAUCUGGGAGUCGAAGUCCACCAGACGGGAAAGAACCUGGCUGCCGCCGACGAGUACCUGCGGACCGAGCUGCUCACAAAGGACCCCCAUGGCGUCUAUGUCCCGCCCUUUGACCACCCCCACGUCUGGGACGGAGCGUCAACCAUCGUGCCGGAGCUGCGGGAUCAGAUGGAUGUGCCGAUGGACGCCAUUGUGUGCAGCGUCGGCGGGGGUGGCCUCUUCAACGGCUUGAUGCAGGGCAUCGAGAGCUACCCCUGGUCCGGCUGCAAGCCCGACGUCGUCUGCGUCGAGACGGCCGGCGCUGACAGCCUCAACGCCUCCCUCCUCGCUCAGUCCCACAUCACCCUCCCGGAGAUUACGUCCAUCGCCACAUCUCUGGGCUGCUCCCGCGUCUCUGCCGAGACGUGGAAGUGGGCGCAGUACCCCAACACGCACAGCCUGGUCGUCUCGGACGCCGACGCCGCCAUCAGCUGCGUCCGUUUCGCCGACGACGCCCGCCACCUCGUCGAGGUCUCGUGCGGCGCCGCGCUGGCCACGGUGUACCGCGGCGACCUGCGGGAGCGGCUGGGCCGGGGCCUGAGUGACGACGAGUGGUCGCAGAAGAACAUUGUUCUCAUUGUCUGCGGCGGGUCUGGCGUCACCCUGGGCAUUCUCGACCAGUACGUCAAGGAGUACGCACACCAGACGGUUAUCAAGGUAUAAGCGGCGGAGCCUGGAGGCACGCCGAUUUUUGAUUUUAACUACGAGCGAUUUGUUUCAUGCAUGGCCCUUGACAAAUUUCCGGGAAAUCUUGGAUAAGAGAUUAAUAAGAAAGAUUCACGACAUGGAGCCCUCGGACGUGUUAUCUGAUGCCCAAGACCAUCGAGGCUAGAUGCUUGCACAUGAUGCUCGCCGCGGCAUUGGCCGAAACGUUUUAAGACGAUGCUGCAGCAGCUGAGCCCUGCAGCCCUGGGCGCGGCCUGCAACUUGAUGCAGCACUUUCACAGCUACAUCGAGUUGGCCUCGUGACACGAGUGCGUCUAUCUAUGGGGAAGAUCGGAUCUGAAGGUCGCCACCAUGUCGGGCAGGAACGGAACACGAUCCGGACAGGGAGGCAUGCGACGAAUCAUGAUGGGAGCGAUAUUCGACUUGCAGCGGCAUCUUUUAUUCUUACGGCGCACAUGGGUUUGAUGGCGGACAAAAGCGCCACCAGUGGCACGACAACGUGCCCGGUUGAUUUUGGGAGAGCGUUCGGGCGGCCGCAGCGGACACGAGGCUGCAGGCUUAUACACGAGCCGGCAAAAGACGACUGCUACGAAGCAGGCACGAACUAGAAUAGAAGGAAUAGAAUUAAC